Mercenaria mercenaria is the source of this 1832-nucleotide messenger RNA. Its product is annotated as interferon-induced protein 44-like. The transcript has 12 exons. Lineage: Eukaryota; Metazoa; Mollusca; Bivalvia; Venerida; Veneridae. The coding region runs from base 11 to 1690 and encodes 559 amino acids. The record is from RefSeq and is a predicted model, not a curated record.
CAAGUUGGGAAUGUUACUGGUGAAGAAGAUUGAAGUCUUCCAUGUGAUAGAUGACGAGUAUCCUGAACCUUGGAGAACAAAACUUGAGGAUGAACAUGUCGAGGAGAUAAAGAAACAACUUAAAGAGAAGAAACCUAUACGUGGGUUAGGCAUCAAAAAAUAUAACGUACUUCUGAUUGGGACGAUCGGUGUCGGAAAGUCUAGUUUUUACAACACCCUUGCGACUGCAUUUAGAGAUAAAGUAGAGACAUUUGCUCCUACAGGAGGGUCGAAAGGAAGUGUCACAAAUCAGAUUAAAGCAUACACGAUUGAGUAUGAAAAAGAUGCAGAACUAUGUGUACGAAUAUUUGACAUCAGGGGAUUUGAAUCCCAGAGAGGUUAUGAGCAUGAACUUGCUCUAAUACUAAAUGGACAAUUACGUAUCGGGUAUCAAUUUCCAGACAAACUGUCUAAGCCAGCUGAAGAGGACAUAUGUAAGACGACAACCUUGGAUGACCAAAUCCACCUUCUGUGUUUUUUGACGGGCCCGCCUGAAAAUUAUAACACAGCCCAGAUCGAGGAGAUUGACAACAUCUUACAUAUAACCAGCGUUAAAGGUUUACCAAAGGUUGUUGUAGCAACAAAGUUUGAUGAACAAUGUCUGAAUAUAACAGAGGAUGUGGACCAUCUGUAUAAAUGUAAAAAGUCAAAAGAGACAACAGAAGAUAUAGCAAAGUUUUUUAAGAUUCAGGAGAACCACGUUCUUCCAGUUGUUAACUACACUUCUGAGAACGUCAAAUCAAAAGGAAUAGAAAGACUAGCUCUACAAGCUCUCCAUAAAAUGAUAGAAGUUACAGAGUGUUUCCUUGCAAAACAUAAAGACAAGAAGACGAAACCGGACGCGUUUGAAGAGCGAAAGCAGCUUUCAAAGCAACAGGAAAUAGAUGUAAAAGUGAGACAGUUGUGGGAGGAAAUGGCGAAGUUUGAAAAUGAAACAUUUCGCAUUCUCUGUAUUGGACCAAUGCAUUCUGGAAAAUCACGUUUUAUUGAUUCAAUGUCUUCGGCUUUAAUGCGAAAGAUCACUCACAAAGCGGAAGGGUACGGUGCAUGUGGAGGACGAAGUGAUUGUCCAAACACAGAAAUGUUUCAGAUGUACAAAGUUGGAGACAAAAAAAGCAAUGUUUAUUUUGGUGAUACGCCUGGGUUCGAAACAACUGGCGGUAUUACAAAGGAAGAUAUACUAAGCAUUGUGGAAGGCAAUGUUCCAAAGAAAUUUAGUUUUAAAGAUGCAACCCCAAAUGUUCAACUUGGUAAAGGAGAUAAAAUCUACUGCGUCUGUGUUGUUUUCGAUUGCAAGUCUGUUGAUGCUGGAUUACCGACUGAAGUUAAGACAACAAUACAAACAGUCCUGAAAUCCCUGUCCCAGAAAAAUAUUCCUUGCAUUGCGAUUCUGACGAAGGGAGACGAAGAAAGUGAGAACACACAGUUUGAUAAACUUCUGGUGUUUGAAAGCAAACAUGUUAAAAGAUGCAUGACGGCACUUAAGACGGAAUUUCAUUUCAAUCUGAACGAAAUAUUUCCAGUAAUCAAUUACAUAGACGAAAACAAUGUUGAUGACGGCGGUGAUAAGCUAUUACUAGAUGCUCUGAGCAAGAUUUUAGAACUCGUCAGGGACGAUUUGGAUGGCACUGAAGAAAAAGUGUCAAACUAAGAAUCAGAUCAAUGACAAUGUUACCUUGGAAUUUGUGAAAAAAAUAACAAUUGUUUAAGGAAAAUAUGUUUGUCACAUCUUGUGUCAAAUACAUUAUUGUUUUGCUUUUAUUUUUUCUGUAACAAAUUCAAAUAUUUAAUAA